Molecule: messenger RNA, 1347 nt
Organism: Durusdinium trenchii
Lineage: Eukaryota; Dinophyceae; Suessiales; Symbiodiniaceae
Source: the annotation of a GenBank genome assembly
AUGGAUGCUUGCUUCGGACAAUCAGGUCAUGGUGGGGGCGACUUCAGCUUUAUAGUCUCAGGCUGUUCCAGGUCAGAACUCAACGGCGAGUACCUACAACAGGACCAGUUCUAUGGACAUCGCCCCGUCUUCUACUGUGGCGACAACAAGCAGAUGCUGUUUUACAAAGAGGAGACUGGAGCUGGUGCUUGGCAGAUUCAUUCGAAGCCCGGCAAAAGAUCCAGUGCUCGGCUUGAAACGAAAAGGGCUCCACACAUGGCGGAAGCGCAGUGGACCGUUUGGCAGAAGGAUGCGGAAGGCGUCGGCACGUUUGUCCAAGAAUCUGACAUGACCUGCACUCAAGGGCCUCCGCCAAGUCCAGAGGAAAAACGUGCGCAAGCGCCUGAAAGUCUCUACUUUGACUCGCCAACGCUACAAUGUGUAAUGAACAAGCAAGAGAAGCUGAUGGGUGGGCGAAACAUGUAUGCCAGUGACGAGGGGACGGGCUGCAUUUGUAUCUAUACUGAUGGACAAGAAGGUUUCUAUGGCUGGCUCUUCUUUCAAAGUAAGGAAGUGCAGCUCGUUGGGCAAAAGGCGAUCACAACGUCACAUCCGACGAGAUCUUACUCCCCACAUUUGUGCUUGUGGAAAGAUGGAGUUUCGGUCCUCACAGCAGAACCUAAAAAGACGCGGCUUGCGCCCCGAGAGAUUGGAACGGAGCCUUGGGUCGAUCCUGACUUCCCUCCCACCAAGGAGAAUGUGGGCUUGGAAAUCUGGGAAAAAAAGAGCUCACCCACUUGGACUAGGCUCUCAGAAAUUCGUGACAAUCCGGUGCUUUUCAACGAAGAAGAUCCCUUUGACAUUGAUCAAGGGGGCCUUGGAAAUUGCUGGUUGAUUGGGACAAUGGCUGCGUUGGCGGAGUAUCAGCCAUAUUUGAGAGAUCACAUCUUUGUAUCCAAAGAUGUUCCUCCCGACGGCCGCUAUCAGAUUCGAUUGUUCGACAUCAAGGAGCGUGAUUGGGUGAUUCAUGAGGUUGACGACUUGGUGCCGUGCCACAAGGAAAGCAGUCCACACCAUCACGAUAUACCCUACUUCUGUCGCGGUCGUGCUUUGUGGUCGAUGAUCCUUGAGAAGGCCUUUGCGAAGUUGGAAGGCUCAUACCAGGGCUUGUCUGGAAAAGCCAAUGGCGACCUCGGCGCAAAUCAAGUGGUGUUCAUGCUCACCGGAGGCACUGUUAAUCACCACUUCAGGCGGAGCAUGGCCGAACAGAACCUGUGGGUGACGCAAAUCAGCAGAGAGGUGACUGCUGGACCUGAAUCCACCAGUGAGAAGAAAGGGACCUUGCUUGCGGGGGGCUCAGAUCUAUGA